Molecule: messenger RNA, 2026 nt
Organism: Fopius arisanus
Lineage: Eukaryota; Metazoa; Arthropoda; Insecta; Hymenoptera; Braconidae
Product: intraflagellar transport protein 81 homolog
Exons: 5
Coding region: 72-2009 (645 amino acids)
Biological process (GO): cilium assembly; intraciliary transport
Cellular component (GO): intraciliary transport particle B; cilium; centrosome
Molecular function (GO): tubulin binding
Source: RefSeq, a predicted model, not a curated record
CAAUUGUCGAGUCAUUAAUCGAACGAGUGGAGGAUUUACCUUUGCUAUUUUUAAUUGUGAUAGAAAAGAUUAUGAAGAUGAACGAAGAUUUGAAGUUUAUCAUCUCUGAGUUGAAUAAGAUAUUCAAGAAGAUUCAUACAUUGAUUUCUUUUAAAUCUGUCCAGUCUGGAGAGUUAUUGCAGAUAUUGAGUGAUGUCUUAUCGGAUGUAACUGAAACUCCAAAAGUGGACAUGAGAGAUGAGAGUCUAGAUCUGUCAGCUGUCAGAAUUCUCACUAUCCUGCGGGUGUUAAAAUAUCAACCGACUAAAGAACCUGCUCUAUUCAGACAACGAUUGGUGAAAGGCGAUCAAGAAACAAUUUACGAAGUUCUCAAAUGGCUGUUUGCUAACAAAGAGAUUGUUAAGCAACGAGCGUAUCUAUCUAAAUUUCUAGUUAAGGUGGAAGUACCUGCAGAAUGGCUGGCAGAUCCAGAAACCGCAGCUUUAUAUGAACGUUACGAGAAUUUGGUGGAAGACUUCAAAAUGGUCCACAAGGAGCGCGAAGCGGGUCGAAAGAGUGGAGAAGCUGCAGCAGAAUUAAAAGCGGACUUGAAAGCCAUGGAAAAAGAACGAGAAGUAAUUCUGGAUCGACUCGAAAAGAUAAAAGUGCGAACGGCGUCGAACUCCCAUCUCCUGAAAGCAGCAAACGCACUGAGAAUUGAGCGUGACAGGGACCACGAAUUAUCCCUCCAGAGAGUUCAAGAGAAAGAAGCAAUCUCCAAUCUCCAGGUGUCCUUGGAACGUGCAGAGAGAAAACUCCGUCUGCUCCAGGAAGCGGGAGUGGAGCUUUCACCUCAGGUCCUGGAGCAGAGGCUUUCGGAGGAGGUGAUGCUGUUAACAGCAGUGAAGAACGAGAGGCUCCCGACGGAACUUGUCACCCUGAAAUCUCGAGUCGAGGCUUUGAAUUCAGUGGCGAACACUUAUGUCGGUCCUGAUGAUAUAAUAAAGCUCCGCCAGAAGCUGGAUGUCGUCGCCAGGGAGGUUCAGGCUCUGGCUGAGAUCAAAGUAAGCGAGAGUGGGACCGAUCAAAUGGCGCCGUUUCGUCAGCAGGCAGCAGCUAUUGCUGGGGUCAAAAGAAAUACCCUGGAGCGUCUGGAGAAAACUGAGCAGAAUUUCGAGGAAUUGGUGGAUAAACUCGAGGAGAAGAAGGAGAAAAGCAAAAGGAUUGGUCAGGACUCGGUACCCAAGGGUGAGGAUCUGAAGAGAUAUGUCACAAGGUUGAAGACAAAAAGUGUUCUUUACAAGAAGUGCAGAACGGAGUUGAGCGGACUCAGGGCGGAGGCCGGGGUUCUCAGCAGAACUCUCGCCAUAAUCGAGGGAAAACUCGCAAAAAUCAAGACCAGGGAGGAGGACAAGGAGGACAUCGCCAGGGAGGGAAGCCUUCCUGAGGGUUAUUCCGAGAAUAAUGCUGAGAAUAUUAACAAGGAAUUGAAGAAAAAUCUUAUGAGCUUUAAGGUGAAACUCGCACCGUUGCUGAAUGAAUUGCAGCCACUGAGAGUUAAAGCCCAAGACCUGGACGAGAGAUAUGAACGCGCACAGCGAAGUCAUGAGUCUGUAGAGGCGUCUGUCAAGGGUACAGUUAGCAGUUUGUCGGAAGAAGUUAAAACCUGUCAGGAAAAUGUUGACAAGGAUGGUGUUGAAUUGGUGAAGCUGAGAGACGAGAUCUCGAAGCUUCGACUGGCCCAGGAGAGAAUUCAGCAAGAGAUGAGGCUGUACGCGAGUCACAGCGGUGGUCCGUCGUUUAGGGAUAAAUUGAAUGAGUCCAUCAUUGGUGAAGAAAAAAAAUCCAAGCAGUUGAAGGAAGAGGAGAAAGUUGUGCGAGAGCUUGUGGAGCAGAAUGAGUACCAGACACAACAGUGGAACCAUUUGAUCGCGAUUUUUGAGUGUAAAUUACAUCACAUGAGGGAGAGCAAGAAACGAGAUGGAAUUGUCGUGAGGAAAGAAGGCACUGAGACUCUAAUACUGCAGUAACUGAGACCUGUAACAAA